AUGGCGUCGGCUGCAAAUGCCGCAAGGCUGAACAUAUUAAGCUGCAGGCAAGUCGUGAGACUGCCGAGGGUGGCCCGGCCCCAGCUCAUCGCAACCCCCGCGACCAGUCUCCGACGAACGUUUACCAGCACCACCGCUCGACGGGCCGAAGAACCACCUGCACCGACGACGGACACGGAUGCGGCAGCUGCAGCUGCGAAUGCGGUAGAUCCCAAUUUCGCAGAUUUGAAGGCGGGCAACAUCGACAAGCUGCAAGGCUCCCGGAUCCUCGAUUAUGCUGCGAAAGAGAAUGGAUAUCUUGACUUUGAGGAGUUUGUGUCGACUCACCACAAGGUUGGGGCUGAUGCUCCUUCCUCAAUUCCGAAAGUGAGAGCGUUUGAGCAGACUCUCAAAGAGAUUGACGAGGGACCGAGGGCCGAGAAGAGCAGUUUCUGGUACGAUGAGGAUGAUCCGGAGACCAACACUAACGAACACGAUGAAUUCGAUGAGGACGAUAUCACGGAAAUGGCACACUCGAAAUUGGAAGAGGUCAGGGAGAUGCGCCACUACCAGCGCCUCGCUAUCUGGGAGCUCCCUCUCCUAUCAAAGCUGGCAAAGCCGUUCGAACCACCUACGGAGAAGCAAGUCCUACGAUGGCGCUACACUACGUACAUGGGCGACACGCAUCCUGCAGAGAAGAAGGUUGUCGUGCAAUUCGCACCGGACGACCUCGGCCUCACCCCGGUGCAGGCCGAGAAACUGAAGAAGCUCGCCGGCCCCCGAUACAACCCCGAGACCGAGUUCGUCAAGAUCAGCUGCGAGAGCUACACGCACCCCGCGCAGAACAAGCGGUACCUGUCGAACCUGGUGGACGACCUGAUUGCGGCUGCCAAGGACCCCAAGGACACGUUCGAGGAUAUCCCGCUGGACACGCGACACCACAAGAUCCAGGAGAAGCCUAAAUUCCCCAAGGAGUGGCUCAUUACUGAGGAUCGACAGAAGUUCCUGGAGGAGGACCGGCGGCGGGUGGGUCUGGAGGAGUACCAAGCUAUCCAGUCUGGCGAGCUGGUGGAUGGCAAGCAGGCCAUCAACAACUACCUGGCGAAAAAGAUGGAAGACGAGCAGCGGAAGCUGGAGGAGGUUGUGGAGGUCCCCAAGGGAGGCGCGGCUAAGCCAUCGACUUGGGCGAGCAAGUCGGGCAAGGCGAGGAGGUAG
Clonostachys byssicola is the source of this 1194-nucleotide messenger RNA. The record is from the annotation of a GenBank genome assembly. NCBI's taxonomy places the organism in Eukaryota, Fungi, Ascomycota, Sordariomycetes, Hypocreales, Bionectriaceae.